AGUGCAGAAUAUGAACUAACCUGCUUCAUGUGCUUGCAGAUAUAUUCCUAUCCAGUUUCUCUCAGCUGCUCACACAGCUUCUGUCUCAAAUGCAUCCAAGAUCACUUUAAAUACAGAGAUGACACAGAAAAAUACUCCUGCCCAGAAUGCUAUGCCAAGUUUGAAGAGAAACCAAGGCUGCUGAAGAACACUGACCUUUCUGAGCAGGUGCUUCAUCUGGUAAGGGGCCGUGAACAAAGUGUUUUCUGUGACUACUGUUUGGAGGAGGAAGCUCCUGCAACAAUGAGCUGCCUGCAGUGUGAAGCCUCCUUCUGUGUGGCACACCUUCGUCCUCACAAUGAGAAGGCCUACCUUCAGAGUCACGUCAUGGUCGAGCCAAGUGAAAUGAUGGCAUUGCGGAGAUGCAAGGUGCACAGGGAGAUGCUGAAGCUGUUUUGCCGUGAUCACCGGACAUGUAUCUGUACACUUUGCAGCCUUGUAGGUGAGCACAAGCAGCACGCGGUAUGCACAGUUGAAGAAGCAAAGAUGGAAGAAGAGAAUGCGUAUUCAGCCUUCCAUGAGCAGGCUGUUCAUCAUUAUAAAGGCAUUAAGGCUGUACUUGAAGAGGAUGAAGUGUUGACACUUCGGUUCAUUGAUUCGGAACGGCAAGUUGCGAUAAAUUUCAUUGAAAGCCAAACCAAACAAAAAGUCGAAGAACUGGAUGACAUCGAGCGAACUAUACAGCAGAUCCAUAUCAUUUUAAAUCAGACAGAUGCUGUAAGGUUUCUGAAGGGUUCCAACUGCAACUCACAUAGAAUCCAGUCACUGCUGAAGAGGCCAGAGGCUCCCAUUUAUGAAACAACUGUUGAUGAAGGAAAACUUUCAUCCUUAAUGAAGACCAUAAUUAAGCUGUCAAAUAGUUUAACAAAGCAAGGGAGCUGUGUCAGGAAAGCACUUUUGUCCUAUGCAACUACAAUCACAUUGGAUCCAGCCACUGCAAACGAGCAUCUGAUUCUAUCCGAAGAUCGAACGAUCGUGAGGUACACAGAUGAGACACUUAAGGCUCCAUAUGGUCCCAAACGAUUCGAUGAUACUUUGUAUGUUAUGGGCUCUGAAGGGUUCAAUUUUGGCCGUCACUACUGGGAAGUCAUCACCCGAAGCAAAACAGACUGGGAGAUUGGUUUGGCAUAUGCUUCUUUGCCCAGGAAAGGGAAAACCUGGCUGGGAAGAAAUAAUAGUUCAUGGUCUCUGGAAUGUAACGGAGACCGCUGUAUGGUUUGGCACAAUAACAUCUCCAUAAGAGUGAGUAUUAAUUACAAGCUAGAACGAGUUGGUGUUUAUCUGGAUUACACGGGAGGGACGAUAGCUUUUUAUGAUGCUGAAAAGAUAUCUCUCCUGCAUUCCUUUCACAAUAAAUUCACUGAAGCAAUUUAUCCUGUACUAAAUCCUUGCAACAGUAAAGGAGGAAACUUUGCUCCUUUAACAGUUCUGCAGCUCAAGGGCCUUCUGUAG
Messenger RNA from Polypterus senegalus (gray bichir), 1491 nucleotides. RefSeq names its product zinc-binding protein A33-like. Gene Ontology annotation, molecular function: zinc ion binding; protein binding. NCBI's taxonomy places the organism in Eukaryota, Metazoa, Chordata, Cladistia, Polypteriformes, Polypteridae. The record is from RefSeq and is a predicted model, not a curated record. The transcript has 6 exons. The annotation marks the transcript as partial.